AUGAAAACCUGGGAUCGCGGGCUGCCUCCAUUGGCUCGAGCUUCAGACCACCUGAUUCACGCGGACCAAUGGAAAAGUAAACUUGGGGUUUCCGGGGCCUGCAGCCCCGGAGGGGCGUGGAGCCCUCCUUCUCGCGACUCUGAUUGGACAUUCGGAUGGAGGUUGGUCUCCCAUUGGCCGGAGUGGCUAGAAAAGGGCGGGAUCAUUUCGAGCCGCAUCACUGUGCCGGGGGCCCUUAGCCGGCUGGGAUUCACGGUUGCCAUGGCUUCCUACUUUGAGGAGCACGACUGCGAGCCGGGGGUGCCUGAGGAACAGUACCGGCAGAAUGCGCUCCUGGAGCUGGCGCGGACACUUUUCAAUGGGAUGGACAUUGAGCUAGCAUCUGCCGACUUCACAGACUGGGACCACCGACUGCCUCCCCCUGCCGCCAAGAGAGCUGUCCAGAGCCUACCAAAAGCUAUCAUCACAGGGGCCCAGGCUGACAAAGGUCUGAAGUGCCCUGUGUGCCUUCUGGAGUUUGAGGAGGAACAGACUGCCUUGGAGAUGCCCUGCCAACACCUCUUCCAUUCAGACUGCAUUCUACCGUGGCUGGGCAAGACCAACUCCUGCCCACUCUGCAGAUGUGAGCUGCCCACAGACAAUGAAGAGUACGAAGAGCAUAAGAAAGAUAAGGCUCGGCGGCAGCAGCAGCAGCACCGUCUUGAGUACCUCCAUGGAGCCAUGUACACAUGAUGGGCUUCCUUUUCCCCUUCCACCACUUUUCCUCAUGUCAAUUAAAUGGUUUCCUCACCCUGA
This is a messenger RNA of Trichosurus vulpecula (common brushtail), 795 nucleotides long. RefSeq names its product E3 ubiquitin-protein ligase RNF181-like. Gene Ontology annotation, molecular function: ubiquitin protein ligase activity. Gene Ontology annotation, biological process: protein ubiquitination. The record is from RefSeq and is a predicted model, not a curated record. NCBI's taxonomy places the organism in Eukaryota, Metazoa, Chordata, Mammalia, Diprotodontia, Phalangeridae. Gene Ontology annotation, cellular component: cytoplasm.